CAAAUACCUAAAGUUAAUUUCUUUCUGGGAUUUUGCAAUUACCUGAUUGCACCCGCAGCUAAAGCGUGUAAGGAAAAGGCCAAUUUCUGUUUAGACAAAUGAAGCGAAAAAGAGGGCAUAAGAAAGGAAACAAGGCUAAAGCCAAUGCUGCUUUGGUUGCCCCAGAUGAGGCUGCUGCCAAUGAUGUGAGCGUAAAUAGUGAAGAUAAUUCUGUUAACGAUGAGUAUGAAUCUGGGAUGGAAGUUGAUACUCCUCCAUCGUCCAGAACCGAUCAGGCAUUCAAUGUUGCUAACAUAAAUCCUGAUAGCUCUAUGGAUAAACCUAUCGGAAAGUCUAUAGGCCGUGUGAAGGUGAAGCUCAAGACAUCAUCGAAAGUGUUGGAAUCCGAUGUGCCUUCGCAUAGUGAUACUGACAAGAGCAGUCCACAAGUAGGGCUCGAGAGACAAGGUGUGGUUUAUGAGAAAAUGGAAGACAGUGCUAAUUCGUCAGCCGAGAUUAAAAUGGGUGUUUCUAGUGGUGUGUCGUGGAAAGCUGGAAGUAUCAAGAUUAAGUCGUCUAGGAUGUUGGCUGGUUCAAAUGCUGAUAAGAGUGGCAAUGCCAUAGCCGCAGAACGUGAGAGUUCUUACCAGAAAGAAGCAAAGAUGCCUCGCCUGGGUUAUCGGUAUAAUAAGCUAGAAUUAGAUUCUGCUCUAACGGUGAUUAAGAAAGUGAUGAAAAUGGAAGCAGCUGCUCCCUUCAAUGAGCCCGUCAACCCUGAUGCUCUAGGGAUACCUGACUAUUUUGAUAUCAUAGACACACCAAUGGAUUUUGGAACAAUAUGCAACAAUCUUGAAAAUGGUGACAAGUAUAUGGAUUCAGAGGACGUGUUUAAGGAUGUACAAUACAUUUGGGAUAAUUGUUGCAAGUACAACAACAAAGGUGAUGCUAUCUUGGACCUAAUGAGACGGGUGAAGAAGAACUUCAUGAAGUAUUGGACAGCUGCAGGAUUAUACACCGAACAGUCAAAAGGAGCAAACGGUGCUGAUGGUGGUGAUGUUGAGGAUGGUGCAUUUUCCAGCCAGGGCAAAAUGCAUAUAAAAGGCAGUCACUCAAAAAUGAAAAAGAAACAUGGGAGGCGCCAUAAAAGCGAUUGUUUAUGUGCUAUUUGCAUCUUGAAGCGGCGCAAGAGAGAGCGCGAGGCAAAUGCUCGAAUGGCUAAUAAAGGUCAGAGUGGAGUCCAGGAUUUCCAGCAAGAGGAAUCUUCACCUGUUGGUAGUCUUUACGGUGAGGACUCAUCACCAAAUAUGGAUGAAUCAGUGGACCCAUAUGCAGAUACCGAGGUGGAAGGUGAAGGAGAAAAGGUGAAAAGAGAGGUGUCUGAGCAUCAAUAUAGCCAUAUGGAGGGGAGGCAUGAGGAGGAGGAAGAUGAUGCGGAAGAAGAGGAAGAGGAGGAUGAGGAAGAAAAUGAGAUGAAGCCAAUGAACAAAGAUGGUCAUCAAACGAAAGAGCAAUCACAGUUCAGAGGUAGCUUGUCAGAGGAGCCCAGUAGAAAAUCUCUGCCUGAAGCAAUGGAUAAGUCCGGUGCGGUAGCCCUAAACCAGAGAGGAUCUACUCCAUCACAAAAUGAGGAAAAAAGUAAAGCAGUUCAGCAACAGAGACGCAAGGACUCUCAAGAAAGGCAACAGAGAUCUAAAAUGUUGGAGAGCUUCCGCUUCGAGAAUCCUAUGCUCCUUAACCUAUGUGGAAUUCUCUUUCCUGACAAUAAGAAGUCUGUUUGGAGUGGCCCUCAUUCGUUGGCUCAGAAUCGGGGUUCUCGAACUAGUGCAAUUCAUGCAGCUAUUGAGACUUUCAUGAAGUAGAUUAUGAUAUUUCUCGUCCUUCCUUUGUCAAGUUGUAUUUGACAUAACUUUGUAAACUGACAUGGUAAACUAGGUGAUCUGCAUAUUACCACUGUAAAUUAUUAGAUGGAAAACACAAGAAUGCUCAGACACUAGACAUAAUCUACAUUUAUGGUUUACAAUUUACUCCUCCAAUCUAA
Molecule: messenger RNA, 2017 nt
Organism: Hibiscus syriacus
Lineage: Eukaryota; Viridiplantae; Streptophyta; Magnoliopsida; Malvales; Malvaceae
Product: SWR1 complex bromodomain subunit bdf1-like
Exons: 8
Coding region: 99-1838 (579 amino acids)
Cellular component (GO): extracellular region
Molecular function (GO): hormone activity
Source: RefSeq, a predicted model, not a curated record